Molecule: messenger RNA, 12869 nt
Organism: Vidua chalybeata
Lineage: Eukaryota; Metazoa; Chordata; Aves; Passeriformes; Viduidae
Gene: ARFGEF3
Product: ARFGEF family member 3
Exons: 34
Coding region: 401-6940 (2179 amino acids)
Biological process (GO): regulation of ARF protein signal transduction
Molecular function (GO): guanyl-nucleotide exchange factor activity
Source: RefSeq, a predicted model, not a curated record
CCGGCUCCGGCGGCGCCGGCUCCGCUCUGCUCCGCGUCUCCUCCAACCCCAGCGCCGCGAGGGAGUCCUUGCGCUCCCGCGGGCAGGGCCAGGCCCGCCCCAGCCCCGCUGCGCCAGCGGGGCCUGGCCGGGGUGGGAGAGGAGGAGGAGGGACUCCGCAGCGGCAACAACUGACGUGUCCCCGCCAUGGAGCUCGGCGUGAUUCAUCAGCGGCUGCGGGGCGGCAGCGGGGCGCCGUGCUCCGUUCCCGCGUAGGCACUGCCGCGGCGGGGACAGCCCCGGCACCGCUCUGCCGCCCGCGCCGCCCUCCUCCCUCCUCCUCCUCCUCCUCCUCCUCCUUCUCUUCCUCGUCGCCUCUCUUCUUCCCCCGCGGCUAGGCGAAUAGCCCGGGGGAGGCAAGAUGGAAGAAAUCCUACGAAAGCUGCAGAAGGAGGCGUCGGGGAGCAAGCACAGGGCCAUCAAGGAGAGCUGCACCUGGGCCAUCGAAACCUUGGAUUCUCCUGAUGCUGCUAUCAAGAUACCACCAUAUCAGCUGAGGGAGAAGUGUCUCCUUCCUCUUCAACUGGCUCUGGAAUCAAAGAGCAUGAAGCUGGCCCAACAGGCUCUAGCAGGGAUGCAGAAGCUGCUGUCUGAUGAGAGGUUUGUAUCCGUGGAAACAGACUCAGAUGAGAAACAGUUGCUUAAUCAGAUGCUGAAUGCUGUCAAAGUGACUCCUUCGCUCAAUGAAGACCUGCAAGUUGAAGUGAUGAAGGUCUUGCUCUGUAUAACAUAUACCUCCACCUUUGAGCUGAAUGGCAGUUCGGUGUUGAAGAUUGCUGAGGUUUGCAUUGAGACAUAUGUAUCUAGCUGUCACCAGCGGAGCAUUAACACCGCUGUGCGGGCAACCCUCAGCCAAAUGUUGAGUGACUUGACUUUACAGUUACGACAAAAGCAAGAAAACAUGAUAGUUGAAAACCCUGACACCUUGCAGAAAUUCAAGAGUCAAGGUACUUCAGCUGAGUCUCUUUGUGAUGAUGUUGUAUCUGUCCUCACUGUGCUCUGUGAGAAACUCCAGGCUGUCAUAAAUGACAAUCGUCAACUUCAGCUUCUUUACUUGGAGUGUAUCCUCUCCAUGCUGAACAGCUCCUCCCCUAGCAUGCACCAGCACAAAGGAUUCACUGAUCUAAUAUGGAAGCAACUGUGUCCAGCCUUAAUAGUAAUCCUGGGAAAUCCAAUCCAUGACAAAACUAUCACCUCUGCCCACAGCAGCAUCUGCCUUGAGGCUGAUUCACCUUCCUCAGGGAUCUCUGAUCAUGGCCGGGGUUCAGGUUGUUCUUCCACAGCACCUGCCCUUAGUGGGCCCGUUGCACGGACCAUAUAUUAUAUUGCAGCAGAACUGGUUCGACUGGUGGGGUCAGUGGAAUCCAUGAAGCCUGUGCUACAGUCUCUGUAUCACCGGAUGUUGCUUUACCCACCACCUCAGCAUCGAGUAGAAGCCAUCAAAAUUAUGAAAGAGAUACUUGGCAGUCCUCGGCAGCUUUGUGAUUUGGCAGGGCCUAGCUCUUCUGAGUCAGAAUCCAAGAAGAGGUCUAUUUCUAAAAGGAAGUCCCAUCUGGAUCUUCUCAAGCUUAUCAUGGAUGGGAUGACGGAAGCGUGCAUCAAAGGUGGUAUUGAAGCCUGUUACGCUUCAGUGUCCUGCGUCUUUGCCCUGCUUGGAACAUUAGAUGAGCUGAGUCAAGGGAGGGGUCUUAGUGAAGAGCAGAUCCAGCUGCUGAUCCAGCGCAUGGAAGAAUUGAAGGAUGGGACUGAGACAUGCAGGGACUCCAUGGAGAUCAAUGAUGCCGACUUCAGGUGGCAAAGACGCAUUCUGUCCUCAGAAAACCCUGCCUGGGAAUCCGGAAAUGAGAAGAGUCCCGAUAUCAGUAUUAGUGUUACCACAGACACUGGUCAGACUACUUUGGAAGGGGAUAUGGGACAAACAACUCCAGAGGAUAAUCCAGAAAAUCAAAAAAACUCCCUGCCAUCUCCAGCUGGACACGAAAGCAAAGAGAUUCAUUACAGAGAACCAGAGUCAGAAACCAUUGACCAGCCAGAUGUUGUUCAAAGAAGCCACACCAUAGUCUAUCCAGAUAUAACUAACUUUUUAUCGGUUGAUUGCAAGACCCGGUCCUAUGGAUCCAGAUACAGUGAAAGUAACUUCAGUGUAGAUGACCAGGACCUUUCUAGGACUGAGUUUGAUUCAUGUGAUCAGUAUUCUAUGGCAGCAGAAAAGGAUUCGGGCAGGUCUGAUGUGUCAGACAUAGGUUCUGACAAUUGCUCCCUGGCUGAUGAGGAGCAGACACCACGGGAUUGCCCAGGUCACAGGUCCUUACGCACUGCUGCUCUCUCUCUGAAGUUGCUGAAGAGCCAAGAAGCGGAUCAACACAGUGCACGGCUCUUCAUCCAGUCACUUGAAGCGCUUCUUCCUAGGCUUAUAGCUCUUCCCAGCAUAGAAGAAGUGGAUGGAGCACUGCAGAGCUUCUCUUCAACAUUCUGCUCAGGUAUGAUGCACUCACCAGGAUUUGAGGGAAACCUAAAUUUCAACUUCCAGACUCUGAUGAAUGCAGACAGUCUCUAUGUGGUAUCACAUUACACUUUGCUGCUCAACCUAAAAUUGGCAAACUCGGAUUACUACAGGAAGAAGCCUGCCCAAGCCCCUGUGUUGCUGAAGGAGUUCAUGAAGCAGGUCCAGUCCAGUGGAGUGUUGAUGGUAUUUUCCCAGGCGUGGGUUGAAGAACUGUACCACCAGGUACUAGAAAGGAACAUGCUAGGGGAAGCUGGAUACUGGGGAAGCCCUGAGGAGCACAGCCUUCCACUUAUCAGCAUGCUGACGGACAUUGACGGCUUGGGCAGCAGUGCAAUUGGUGGCCAGUUGAUGGCAUCUGCUUCAGCUCAAUCUCCUCUUUCCCAGAACCGGAAGACAGAUGAUUCUGUUGUUGCAGGAAUUGCUUUUGCCCGAUACAUUUUAAUUGGCUGUUGGAAGAACUUGAUUGACACUUUGUCCACCCCGCUGACCGGCCGCAUGGCAGGCAGCUCCAAGGGGCUGGCCUUCAUCUUGGGAGCAGAAGGAGCCAAAGAGCAGAACCAGAAGGAGAAGGACUCCAUCUGUGUGAGCCUGGAUGGACUACGGAGGGCAGCCCGGCUGAGCUGUGCUCUAGGAGUUGCUGCUAACUGUGCAUCUGCUCUUGCCCAAAUGUCUGCGGCCUCCUGUGUCCAAGAAGAGAAAGAGGAAAAAGAAAUCCAAGAACCCAGUGAUGCUAUAGCUCAAGUGAAACAGAAAGUGGAGCAGAAACUGGAGCAGAUGGGGAAAGUGCAGGGAGUCUGCCUGCACACUGCUCAUGUUUUGUGUAUGGAUGCAGUCCUUAAUGUGGGUCUGGAGAUGGGAAGCCAUAAUCAGGACUGUUGGCCUCAUGUAUUCAGGGUGUGUGAGUACAUCAGCACACUGGAGCACACCCACUUCAGUGAUGGUGCUGCCCAGCCCUCCCUUACCAUCACCCAGUCACAGCAAGCACCUGGAGGGCAGCACCCAGACUCUGAGCCCGGGGAGGCUCCUCAGGCACUGACCCCCGAGCAAGAGACCACCCUCAGCACCCACCCUGUCAUUCAGCCAGUUUCUAUCCAGGAUCUCAUCAAGGACAGCAGUAAGGGCAGAGCUUUUGACUUCCGUGGAGGCAGUUUGCUGUGUGGUACCAGUGCUGCCAAGGCUGUUCUCACGCUCUCCACACAGGCUGACAGGCUUUUUGAAGAUGCUGCUGACAAGUUAAACUUGACGGCAUUGGCAGGCUUCCUUUACCAGCUCAAGAAGGCUUCUCAGGCCCAGCUUUUCCAUUCAGUCACAGAUACAGUUGAUUAUUCACUAGCAAUGCCAGGUGAAGUAAAAUCUACACAGGACAGGAGAAGUGCUCUUCACUUAUUCCGACUUGGGGAUGCCAUGCUCAGAAUUGUAAGGAGUAAAUCCCGCCCAUUGCUCCACCUCAUGCGCUGCUGGAGCCUGGUGGCUCCUCACCUUGUAGAGGCUGCCUGUCACAAGGAGAGACAUGUGUCUCAGAAGGCUGUCUCCUUCAUCCAUGACAUCCUCACAGAAGUGCUGAUGGACUGGAACGAGCCUUCUCACUUUCACUUCAAUGAGGCACUUUUCCGCCCCUUUGAGCACAUCAUGCAGCUGGAGCUGUGUGAUGAGGAUGUCCAAGACCAGGUGAUCACCUCUAUAGGAGAAUUGGUGGAAAUGUGUUCUACCCAGAUCCAGUCGGGAUGGAGACCCCUGUUCAGUGCCCUGGAAACUGUACAUAGCAGCAGCAAGUCAGAGGUCAAAGAGUACCUCGUAGGAGAAUACUCUAUGGGGAAACGCCAAGCUCCGGUGUUUGAUGUCUUUGAAGCAUUUCUAAACACAGACAACAUCCAGGUCUUUGCCAACGCUGCCACCAGUUAUAUUAUGUGCCUUAUGAAGUUUGUCAAAGGACUGGGGGAAGUAGAUUGUAAGGAGAUGGGUGACUGUGUGCCAGGAUCAGGAUCUGCAUCUACAGACUUGUGCCUGCCUGCACUUGAUUACCUCAGGAGAUGUUCUCAGUUGUUAGCCAAAAUCUAUAAAAUGCCCUUGAAACCCAUCUUCCUCAGUGGCCGGCUGGUUAACUUGCCCCGAAGAGCGCAGGAACAGUCAGCCAGCAGUGAGGAUGGGAUUGAGUGCAUCCUUUCUGACUUUGAUGAUGACACGGGCCUUAUCAAUGUCUGGAUUAUUCUGCUGGAAGAAUUAACAACUGCCAUAUCCAACUGUCCCCGUCAGCACCAGCCUCCUACUUUGGAUCUGCUCUUUGAGUUGCUAAGGGACAUUGCCAAGACACCUGGACCAGGAUUUGGCAUUUAUGCAGUUGUACAUCUUCUUCUUCCCACGAUGUCUCUUUGGCUCCAUCGCAGCCAUGGUGACCACUCUUACUGGGAUGUGGCAUCUUCUAAUUUCAAGCAUGCCAUUGGCCUUUCCAGUGAACUUGUGGUGGAGCACAUUCAAAAUUUUAUACACUCAGAUAUUGGUUAUGAGAAUAUGAUCAAUACUAUGUUGAAAGAUCUUUUCAAGUUACUGGUAGCCUGUGUAGCAGAACCAACAGAAAUUAUUUCCAGAGUUGGCUGUUCCUGUAUCAGGUAUGUGUUGGUGACAGCAGGGCCUGUUUUUACUGAAGAGAUGUGGAGGCUUGCAUGUUGUGCCUUGCAGGAUGCAUUCUCUGCCACUCUGGAGCCAGUAAAGAACCUGUUGGGCUAUUUCCACAGUGGUACUGAAAGCUUCAGUGGAGAUGCCUGUGAAGUGAAGGUGGCAGCCCCCUCCCUCUCGCCAAGUGCUGAAGCUGAGUACUGGAGGAUCAGAGCCAUGGCACAGCAGGUCUUCAUGCUGGAGACUCAGUGCUCCCCAAAAACCCCUAACAACAAGGAAGGGUUUGAACAUGCCCAGUCGUGUGUGCUCAUCAUUGACCUGCCACCAGAUAAGAAACCAAAUGGGCAUAACCAGAGAAGCAUUCCUUUCAGGACAAUAGUGGUGAGCUUGCUGUCCCACCAAGUACUGCUCCAGAAUUUAUAUGACAUCUUACUGGAAGAAUUUGUGAAAGGCCCUUCUAACUUAGAGGAGAAAAUGUCAAUACAAGUACCAGAAAACAAGUUGGCUGGUUUUCUCAGGUACAUCUCCAUGCAAAACCUGGCUGUUAUCUUUGACUUACUUCUGGACUCCUACAGAACAGCCAGAGAGUUUGACACCAGACCUGGGCUGAAGUGUUUGUUGAAAAAAGUGUCUGGCAUUGGUGGAGCUGCCAACUUGUAUCGCCAGUCAGCAAUGAGCUUCAACAUCUACUUCCAUGCCUUGGUUUGUGCAAUCCUGACAAACCAGGAGAACAUCACUGCAGAACAAGUGAAAAAGAUCCUCUUUGAAGAUGAUGAGAGGAGCACGGACUCAUCACAGCAGUGUUCUUCAGAAGAUGAAGACAUUUUUGAAGAAACUGCCCAGGUCAGUCCCCCACGAGGGAAGGAGAAGAGGCAGUGGAGGGCUCGAAUCCCAUCUUUGAGCGUCCAGCCGGUCAGCAAUGCAGACUGGGGGUGGCUGAUCAAGCGGCUUCACAAGCUCUGCAUGGAACUGUGCAACAACUACAUCCAAAUGCAUCUGGACCUGGAGAACAAUGUAGAGGAGCCUCCAGUUUUCAAAGGUGACUCUUUCUUCAUUUUACCAUCUUUUCACUCAGAAACCUCCAGCCCAUCAACCGGAGGGCUGUCUGGAAAGGACACACCAUCAGAAGAUGACCGAAGUCAAAUCAGAGACCAACUGGGAGACAGCUUGACACCUCGAGGAGGGAGUGGAGAAAUAUUGCUGCUACCCCCACCCCUGAGUCCUAAACAAGAAAAGAAAGAGCAAACCAAGAAAAAAGAAUGGUGGGAGAGUGCUGGCAACAAAAUCUACACCAUAGCCACUGACAAAACCAUCUCCAAGUUUAUGACAGAAUACAAAAAGAGAAAGCAGCAACAGGCCAUGACAUCCUUCACCAAAGAGGUCAAAGUGGAAAAGAAAGGGGAACUCCUGGGUUCAAGAGGGCCAGACUCACCUGUCCUCCAGCGACCACAGCAUCUUCUAGAUCAAGGUCAAAUGAGGCAUUCAUUCAGUGCUGGUCCAGAGAUCCUGAGACAAGAGAAGAGACCCCGUUCAGGGUCCACAGUCAGCUCCCUGAAUAUAUCUAUUAGGGAUGCAGAGGCUCAGAUACAGGCAUGGACCAACAUGGUGUUGACAGUUCUCAACCAGAUUCAGGCUCUGCCAGACCAAACCUUCACAGCCCUGCAGCCAGCAGUGUUUCCCUGUAUCAGCCAGCUGACUUGCCACGUGACAGAUAUCCGUGUCCGCCAGGCAGUACGGGAAUGGCUGGGAAGAGUGGGCCGAGUUUACGAUAUCAUCAUUUAAACCAAGCUGUGUUCUGUUGCAAAAAGCAGAAGACAUUCAAGGUAUACAGCAAAGAAGUACUUGGGGUUCAUUAAUUGCCUAUUUGUUGGUGAGAAAUUAAGAAAACAACGAGCUUGUCAAUUUAUAUUGUCUGUCCACCUGAGAUUGUGUCCCUCACUCACACCAGCAAAGGAGGCAAAGCACGUUUAGAAGAUUUGGCAUGGCACCAGGACCUGUCCCUAGAUUAAGCUCCUACCAGAAGAGGUGCAUUUCAUAGCCUUCAUUUUAAUUCAAAUUUGCAGCAGUGAGAGCCACCAGAAACUGCAGCAGAACUUCCACACUUGGAAUUAGCUGUGAGUGCAACUGUCAUGUGGGUGUCAAACCAGGUCAGUAAACCUAUUUAACUUAGAAAAUAAAUAAAUAAAUCCAAGUCAGUGAAAAGGUGGGGUUACAGGACAAGUAAGAAGAUGACAUUUUUUAGGGUAACAUCUUCCCUUCAAAAAUUGGCAUGAGAGAGGGUAGCCAAGAUUGUUGUAGUAACUAAAUGUGUCGCUCCUUAGAGAAAGUGGAAAGUGGAUCCUUUCAUUGCUCUUAUGGAGUAUUGCUCGAAGAGAAAUGGCACUGUCAAGCUGCCCUCUCUGCAGCACCACCCUGGCUGCCUCUUCACCUAUGCCUACAGCUGAGCAUUUUGCCACAUGUCUAAUUCCCUCUAAGGGCAAAAGGGAAGUUUGUUUUGCUCUUUCCUGUGAAGCUGUGGGGAAGACACACCACAGCAAAUACCAGCAUGUGCCAGUAUCCAUCAUUCAACUAAGCAGGGUAAAGUGUUCCAGUUUAAGCACCAGUGGCAGCUAUUAUUCUACUGGAAAUUUGUGUUUGCUUAUGUAGAGCUGCUGUAGCCAGGAACAACCUUAUCACCUUCAUUAAAUGUAGCCUAUCACUCCACUUGGAGCUGAAGCAAGAUGGAAAAUGGUAUGAAACGGAGGUAUAUUUCCUGUUUCUCUCUCAUUUCUUGUCUGCUGCUGUAAAUAGAAAAGGGCAGAUCCUCAUGGAGGUACAUCCCCUCUCCAUGCAGCACUCCUAUUGGGACUACCGCAAUUUGCUGUUAUUAAUAAGAGGGAGGAGAAGGGGAGGGAUUGACUAUUGUGUUGUCAAAUGCAUAUGUGAUGCUUUUCACACUAUACAAAGCAAGGUGUUACCUUGCUGCACAAGUUAUGUCACAGCUGUUGGGACAUUUCAUCUCAUACUCCCAUGUGAUAUCAUUUGUUGAAAAUUUGUUGAAAAUUAGUUGAUUUUAAUUUUGGGUGACCCUUAAUGCUGUUCUCCCAAGGCUUUUAAAAUAUGCAUGCCAACUAAAUAUACAGCUUCAGUCCCUGCUCCAAAACAUCCUAAGAAUAUCAUCCCUUUAUGUAAGGCCUGGAUUUUGCAAAAGCAACUGCUUUUUGCAUCUUAAACCUGGAAAAACAGAGGGAGCCAAGAAGCUCCACUGAACAGCCAUCUCCCAAGCUGCUUUGUUUACAAAGAGUCUGACACUACCCUCCUGCCUUUUCCCUCCAUUGCCUACUUCCCAUUUGUCACCUGCUAGUCUUGUGCAGGGAGUAUUUGUCCUGUAACUUUCUGUAGUGCCAGUCAUGCUGUUUCUCUUUAUAAAUAAAGUUCCUUUUGCUAAAUUGUUUAAAGGACAUAAAAAAUUUGCAAAACCAGCUCUUUUGUAUGACCUAAUCCAACUUUAUGAAUUACUAAUUUAACAAUGUUUUCAAUUGUCAAUUUUCUCCCAACAGUCUUAAUACUUCCUCCGGGACAGGUUAGAUUAUGCUUUGGUAUCUGGGAAAGUAGUAGCAUAGUUUGAUUUCUGUUGCCAUGUCUUUCUUAUACAUCUUUAGGUAGAGUGAAAGUGUGGUUACAUUUUUUGUUAAAGUUUUUAUUUAGCAUUUAUACAGUACAUUUAUUAGGCAACAACAGAAAUCAGAAUAAUAAACAAUAUUCAAAGCAGCCACCUCUGAUGGUUUUCAUUAUAAAUGCAUUGAAUGGAUGCAGGUCCUUGCUGUACUGAUCUAAAACUAAAGCAAAUCCCUACAUUAUGUAGGGGAAAUAAAUUUAUAGCAGUACUAGUGAAAUCAUUCAGGACUACAGGAGAGGUCCUAGAAUCUAGGAAACACCAUGGUUGUAUUGUGGUUGCAAUACAAAAUCCUUCUGUAAAUCAGAAAGAAAAGCUUUAGGAGUGUCAAUACCAUUACCACCACCUCCCUUAAACUCAUGAACACAGUAUAACCUGAUUAGCCACCAUCUUGACCUAAAAUGUAAUUUCAUUUUAACUAUUUACACUACAAAUACCACAUUGGGAAAUGAGGACAAGUACAUUUGCUAUGUUGCUGUUGGCCUGUUUUGAACUUCGUCCUUCAAAUUAUGCACUAAGUGCCCACUGUCACCCUCAGUGCCUCUACUUGUUAAGAGCCCUCCCUAAAAGGUUAUAAGUAACUUUGAAUAAUUCCAGAAAUGUAAUUUAGAAGGAGGGGAGAAGGAAUAUUUGAAGCAGCAAUUAUUUACAGAGCAAUUUACAGAGCAAAGUUCAGCAUGUGCUGCUCUUCCUUUUCCUUGUGUGUAUAAAAUGCUAACCAGGUGAGGAGAGCAGCCCAUGGCCACUUCAGUAACCACAACCAUGAGAUAUAGAAGCAAAAGCUUUCUGAUGCGCCUUAAAAACAUAAAUAAAAAUCAGUUGGUUCAUCAGAUUCUCAGCAACUGCUAGUUUAGCUAUAGACAUCAGUAAGCCCCAAAGAGGUAGAAUAAAAAAUGUGUCAUAUCACCAUUUCAUAGGUCCUGUGUGGCCUGUUUCAUGGCUCAUGACUGCCAGCAUGAUACCUUCAGACCUCAUAAAGCAAGCUUUUAGCCCAAAGGAGAAGUCUGCCAGAACAGUCCCAGGAAAAGAGGGCUGGCAUCAGCCUGUCCUAAGCUUCAGAGGGGGAAUUCCAUACACUGCACACCCCAAUCAUGUCCAUGCUACAGUGGCUUUUCUGCUUUCUGCUUGUGAAUGAGGAAGCACCUCAGUCAGUAGCAGUAGUAGUCCUUGUAUCCACGUGUGUAUUCACACAUGUAUCCCAUUCAAAUCCUUACUGUUAGCUCUAUAACCUCGUGUAUGGCAGAAUACUGGCAGCUUUACUGUUGAACCAAACAUUUGAACCUUGAGCAAACCAUCUGCACAGACCUGGGAAUACUUUCCUUGUACAACUCCCAGCACAGGCAACACAGCUUUUGCCUCCUCACAGAUGAAAAAUUUCUGUCAUCUGCGCUGUGGCUUGCUCAUGUCAAGGCCAUGCACAGUUUACACCUGUGACUCGUAAGGUGCUUUCCCUUUCAGUUUGAGCUUCAAGUUCUGUUUAAAACUUAAACCUUUAUGUAAAAUUCACUGACAAAUCCUCACUCAGCAAAGAUAAAACCCCCCACCUCUAAGUACAAUGUGCGAUCUUCACCUGUACUUUAUAUAGCAGCAUCUCAAUAUUGAUAUCAACACUGCAGAGCCCAGCACAGCACUGGUAUGAAACCAAGUGGCAAACAAGUUAGAAAGUAGAGUCCAGCUCCAUGUUCUGCCUCCACUUUGUACCUUUCUUCACAGCUUGGGCCCACACUCAGAAUGCUGAAGCUGUCAAAAUCAAUGGAAGUUAAGUAGCUAGGGAUCUUUAAAACUCAGGAUUCAGUCCUUGAAUUCUUCAAUCUCUACAUAGGGGUUCACAAGUUCUCAGGAAAGGGGGAGUCCUCUAAAGUUUUUUGUGUCACCCUCUCUGCUGCUGUCCUCCAUACACCUCCUGCUUGAAAAAUCCAAGGGAACCAGCACACAGUCCCACACAACCCUCUGCUGCAAAACUAGAACCCUCACUUUUGCACAGAUCCAGCAAGCCAAAGUGAUUUAUUUUUGACCUAGCUCAUGUGCACAGAAGACUGUUGAGAAAUUGUGCAUGUGGUUUGGCUGUUGUCAUCUUCAGCAAUCCAUUUUAGAAAUGCCAUUUCUCAGUGCUAAAUUGUUUUAAUUCACAAAAGAAGUGAAAUGCUUCCUUUCCACCCCCCACCCCACCCUUUUAUAUUAAGAUGUGUCUAAGCAGGCUAUUUACUCAUUACUCCAGUCACAGUAAUUUAUGGGAAGACCUGUAUACUGGUCUCAUCAUGGUAUAUGACAUGAAAUAGGUUUUUUCCAGUUGCUGAUCAUUCCACAAUUGUUCAAGAAGUAAGAUGAUACCAUCAAUUUACCAAAGGAAGUUUCAUUUCUUUCAGUGUAAAGGACCAAUUUACCACAGCACAGAAGCACAAAUGUUGGAUUUUAUGCAAUGUAGAUAAAAGCAUCUGGCAGCUAGCAAUCCCUCUUCACUGAGCCUCUCUAAUUUGAGCAGAGCUUCUAUAGGGAUAUCACCAAAGGGUCUCAGCAGCCCUCACCAGCAACAUGCCAGGGACUCCAGAAGUUGUACAACAGCAAGGAAGAAGUAAUUUCCACUAAUCCCUUCAGAAUGCAUACUUUAUGUGUGACACUAAUACGAUACUAAACAAACAGUUUUGGCCAAACAUUUAAAAAACCAGUAGUGCUGGCUUUUUAAAAAGAAAAAAUGAAAAUACACAUGGCCUACGUGUGUCUACAUCAGUUUUUUCACUUAGUGCUCCGAGGUCUCCAAGCUGAAAACUAAAAGCAGAGGGAAGAAGAAAUGCCCUAAUUCUGCAGAUAUUAGUAGAGCUAUGCUGUAUGAUCCUGGAUUAAUGCAAUAAUGAGCUCGCCUGUGGAACCAGAUCCCUCAAAUUCCAAUUUUUGGCAAAAUCACAAGUUGAGGUUUGCAUAGUCUACACUGCCACACUGAAUCAGGGAGCUGAGUUUAUGGAAAGCAUUUUUGGUUAAGAAACAUGGCAACAGGAUCUAUUCAAUCAUUUUACCCCAACAUCCCACUUUUCAAAAGGCAGUUUAUCUACUUCAGUAAAUUUUGUCUGACUCCCAUGGAGCAUCAGGGCCCUGUUUCCUGUCCAUGCAUUUGGUCCAUCUGGGCUGUGGUGAAGUGCCACAGUUCCACAAGCAGCAAGCUGCAGUGAGAGAGCUGAGCUGGCAGACAGGCACAGGUACACAAAUUCAAGCAAGGGACAAAUAUCUCCUCCACAAUCAGGCUGUGACACCUGAGCCCCCCACUCUGCAGAGGAAGACAGGACUGGAUACCAAAGGGAGAACAGCCAGGAAGGGCAGAGCAUGGUGGUGACAGAGCCCUGUAGCACACACUGUUUGCUAGAGCAGAUGGGAGCACGGGAUUGAGGUGUGCAAUGACAACAGCAAGAACCUUCUUUCAGUUUCCCCCACUUCCUCUUCUCUGCCACUUUCUCCUCCCCCACUUUUGUCAUUUUUGUGAGACUGCAAACAUACUUCUAUAGGCCCUUCAAUUAGAACUGAAAGUAAGCCAAAGGGAGUGGACACUCCAUUUCACCAAAGAUCUAAGUUUUUUCUGUUUGAAAAUUAAAAAAAAAAAAAAAAUCAAAUUUUAUUUCCAUGAUGAUGGCUGCCAGAGGAAGCAUUUUACCACAAAACGUGAUUCCCAGGACUUAAUCUCUCUAGCUGUAUAUUCAAGAGGAGCCAAUAGUACUUCUUAAGAGAGACUGUAAAUUACCUUGUCAAACAAGUGCUUACAUUGGGUUUACCUUCUGGUGAGUUCAUUCCUAUUUGCAAUUCCUUGGUCUCAUCCAUGUUUCCUCCCUCUACCUUUUUGCUCUUCUUCAGAAGAACACUUCCCCGUGUCCACCAUGUCCUAUUGUGCCGCUAGCUUUGUAUGGUCCUUGGGUGUCCAGUGGUCGGGCAGUCACUGUCAGCUGGCUUGCAAAUUGUAUUUUGUGUAUAUUUUAUUCUGACUGAAUUCUGAAAUAGAAAUAUUUUAAAACAAAAAGUAUAAACUAUUUAUGUUGCUUGUGUUGUAGAAUAAAGAUGCAAAUGCAAAAUAAA